Puma concolor (puma) is the source of this 951-nucleotide messenger RNA. NCBI's taxonomy places the organism in Eukaryota, Metazoa, Chordata, Mammalia, Carnivora, Felidae. The record is from RefSeq and is a predicted model, not a curated record.
AUGGUGGGCGCGCGGCGGGCGAGCGGGAGGGUGGCCCCGGCCGAGGGCUCGCGCGCGGGAGGGCGAGUCGGGUGCGCUCAGGGUCGGCGCCUGGCCCCGCUCGCCGCCUCGCUGGCCGCAGCUGGCUGCCCGGGGAUCAACCGCCGCCUCAUCCCGUGCCCGCUCUUGUUUAUGCUCAGGAGCCGGGACGCCCUGCGCGCCGGCGCGGCCCCGCCUCCUCGGCGCACGGCCUCUCAGGGCGCAGGCGUAUUGCGAAGGUUCAUGAACCACCGAGUCCCCGCCCACAAGAGGUACCAGCCCACCGAGUACGAACAUGCAGCCAACUGUGCCACCCAUGCUCUCUGGAUCAUUCCCAGCAUCCUCGGCAGCUCCAACCUCUACUUCCUGUCGGAUGAUGACUGGGAGACCAUCUCUGCCUGGAUCUACGGCCUCGGCCUCUGUGGGCUGUUCGUGGUGUCCACUGUGUUCCACACGAUCUCCUGGAAGAAGAGACACCUCAGGAUGGUGGAACGUUGCCUGCACAUGUUCGACCGCAUGGUCAUCUACUUCUUCAUAGCGGCCUCCUACGCGCCCUGGUUGAACCUUCGGGAGCUGGGCCCCUGGGCCUCGCAUAUGCGUUGGCUGGUCUGGAUCAUGGCCUCUGUGGGCACCGUCUAUGUCUUCUUCUUCCAUGAGCGGUACAAGCUCGUGGAGCUGCUCUGCUAUGUUAUCAUGGGCUUCUUCCCCGCCCUGGUCAUCCUCUCAAUGCCCAACACCGAGGGCAUUUGGGAGCUGAUGACCGGAGGGGUCUUCUACUGCUUGGGCAUGGUGUUCUUCAAGAGUGACGGGAGGAUCCCCUUUGCCCACGCCAUCUGGCAUCUCUUUGUGGCAUUUGGUGCUGGCACCCACUACUAUGCCAUCUGGAGGUACCUCUAUCUGCCCAGCACCCUGCAGACCAAGGUGUCCAAAUGA